This is a messenger RNA of Platichthys flesus (European flounder), 1845 nucleotides long. RefSeq names its product GPI-linked NAD(P)(+)--arginine ADP-ribosyltransferase 1. NCBI's taxonomy places the organism in Eukaryota, Metazoa, Chordata, Actinopteri, Pleuronectiformes, Pleuronectidae. Gene Ontology annotation, molecular function: NAD+ poly-ADP-ribosyltransferase activity; NAD+-protein-arginine ADP-ribosyltransferase activity. The record is from RefSeq and is a predicted model, not a curated record. Bases 197 to 1036 code for a protein of 279 amino acids. The transcript has 4 exons.
CCACUUCCCAGUAAUUUGAUCUGCGUAGGAUCAUUACACCCCUGCAGUUUUCAGUGCGUGGACUUGAUUUUAUUUUCACUGCUACCAGAAAUUAAUUCUCCUGACUUAAGUUGGGUCCUGAACAGCUUCUCUCUGAUUUCUGGUGCAUGCAGCAGUCUGUGUGUGGACGGACACAGACGAGAGGAAGCACUCUAAAAUGUGGCACAGCCGAAAAGUGCUUCUUGCUGCAGUUGUUUUCACAGCCCUCUACUACAGCGUGGCAGCAGAGGACAUGAAACAACUGGACAUGGCCCCGGAUGCUGUGGACUACCUGUAUGAUAAAUGCAGUAAGGAUGCCAUGGAGAAGUUAAUCCAUUCAGGCCUGUUAAGACAAGAGCUGAACCUCACUGCAGGUUUCCAGACCGCAUGGAGCGAGAGCACCAAGUGUUCCAAGCUGAUCCCAGGAGGAAUCAAAGAACAUACUAUUGCACUGGGGGCAUAUGUCAACAGUGAUAUGGACUUUAAAGGAACCUUUAACAACCAAGUGGAGACCAUGGGCGGGAACGUUAGCACCUACGAGAACAACUUCAAUUUCAAGUCGCUCCACUUCCUGCUCAUGGAUUACAUGGUGCGGCAGAAGCCACAGACUUGCAAGAGUGUGUUUGUUAUACAAGACAAAGAAGUCACGGCAAAAGUUGGUUCAAAAGUGAGACUGGGGAGGUUCACCACGGCCGAGUUGAGCUUUACUGGGCUAAAGAAAAUGGUUGAUUUGGAGGAUCAAGUGAUUUUGAACAUCACAUCUUGCUUCUUUGUCAAAUUGGGGGAAAACAUUUGCAGUAAGCAAACAGACACUGUCUUGUUGAGUCCAGCUGAAGAGUUCACAGUGGAGAGCGUAACUGACAAAAUGUAUGACGAUGAGACGUACACUGACAUCGCCCUGAAGGCCACAGGUCAUCAGGGUUCGCACAACUGCGAUAUCUUCUCACGGUCUCCAGCUGUCGUCUCCACCCAUGUGUGGCUUGUGUUGGUGCUUUUGUGUUUCUCUCUUGUUGAGUAAAAUAAAUCUCAGAGCAGUCAUUAAACUGCAAAAUACUGCUUCGGAUUUACAGUUGAACAAUGAACAACUGUUUUGCUGUAAUGCAAUGACGGUGUUGCAAGCUGCCAAAAUAUUGUCUUGUUGCUUUUUCAAUCACAUAUAAUCCACAUUUUAUUCAUUGAUUGUGUAAUUAAAGAUGUACAAUAUGUCCUCACGUUGUCCAAAGCCCAAAUAAUCCAGAUACCUCUUACACUGGUGUGGAGCCAGACACAGAAGUGAUUGACGAGUGGACCUGUAGUAUCGAGGUCCCGCUAAUACACACAAUUGAGCGAUCGCAAAUCAGUCUCAGCCGUCUAUCAUGACGUUUAACCCCAUUUUUAUAUUUUAUAGCAUGAACUAACUAAUCACAACCAGGCUGGAAAAAUUACCACUUGAACAAACAUCAGUGUGAUAAGAAAUGACAGAAAACAACCUUGAGAAAAAUGUAUUCCACUUCUACUUAUACUGAGUUUAUUAUAGCCACCAGGUGGCGAUCCAGAUGUUUUGGCCUCCCUUUCGAGGUGAAGCGGUCCUGUCAUCCAUCUUUAUAUACAGCUUAUGGUUUUGAACUUAAACCCUGCAUUGUUUAUUCAAAUCAAACAAUGCUUACUUUAGUAAUUCAAAGAUAGUCGAGUUCCUUUUUAUCGAUGUGUUUGUAUUUUAUGCUUUUAUCAGUGAACGCACGUUAAAAAGACGAUCUCUCACCUCACCAGGAUGCUCCAACAGAAGCAGCCUCAGUUGAUACCAGCAGCUUUUAGACGUUUGAGUGGAAAUAAACUGGUUGAACUCCA